Molecule: messenger RNA, 279 nt
Organism: Gongylonema pulchrum
Lineage: Eukaryota; Metazoa; Nematoda; Chromadorea; Rhabditida; Gongylonematidae
Source: the annotation of a GenBank genome assembly
CCGCGUAUUCCCUUGCUGACGCGUGGCUCAUCGUUCUAUUUCCCGACGUCCCGAGUCCUUCACGAGAUUGAGGUCGAAGGGCCUGGCAAGCGUGAUGGCCCACAACCAAGGUUCACUCGCUACCCGCUGCAACACCAAGCUCCUCGACAACAUCUCUACAACACCGGCAACAAGUACAGUCCGCCUCCUACUGCUCGUAACGCUGGAAAAGUUGCUGAAGGUAAGUCAAUCGGUUCUGUGAAAUGUCGUGUACAGUCCGAGAAAGGUAGUAAUUGUUAA